Messenger RNA from Protopolystoma xenopodis, 336 nucleotides. NCBI's taxonomy places the organism in Eukaryota, Metazoa, Platyhelminthes, Monogenea, Polystomatidea, Polystomatidae. The record is from the annotation of a GenBank genome assembly.
AUGAAAAAUAGAAUAGAAACCCGAUACUUUUAGCCUCGUGUACAUGCGGCUUGCUGGUUUUGUCUGGGAAAUCCAGAAGUUGCCAAGCAUCUUGUCAUCAGCGUCGGUCAGCAGGCAUACCUCGCAUUACCACGCGGACCUCUCGUUCCGCAACACGUGCUUGUACUCACGGUAGGCCAUCACCAAAGUUGGAUCACCUGUCCAGACUACGUCCGCCGUGAAAUUCUUCAGUAUACUGCAUGCCUUCGCCGAAUGUACACCGAUCAAGGAUUGGCUAUGGUCUCGUUUGAGAGAAACCUAAGUACUCAUCAUUUUCAAUUGCAGGUAAUACCGUAG